AUGACGUCACCGUGGCGAGUAGCAGUGGUAGGCGGCGGCAUCGUGGGCCUCAGUACCGCCGUGCGCAUUGCCGAGGAAGUGGAGCCCGGUAAUAUCCACGUGACUGUGCUCGCCGAGGACUUCAGAUCACACACGACGGGCGAUGUGGCGGCGGGAUUCUUCGAUCCUUACAUCAUCCAUGGUGUAUCUGAAGAGAAACUCAGAUCAUGGUGCGUCGACGCGUUCAGCUUCUACCGACACCUAGCGGAGGGCGCCGACUCUAAUGAGCGGGGUCUGGCCAUCAUGACGGCUUAUAUCCUCACGGAAGAGCCCACCCCACGGCCUUCCUACGCCGACGUAUUUUUCCACUACCGAGAGCUGACGGAAAGGGAGCUGUCAUUGUUCCCGAAAAGAUAUAGGUACGGCAGCUACAUGAUUUCGCUGACAAUCGAAUGCAAGAAAUUCCUGCCAUACCUCAUGGAACGUCUUCAGAGCCGUGGUGGGCGCCUGAUGCAGUGCAGAGUCAAAAGCCUUGAAGAGAUUGCAGACAAAUAUGACGUCAUCGUCAACUGCACAGGCUUCGGAGCCGGUGCGUUUGUCCAUGAUCCCAAGGUGCACGCCAUACGAGGCCAGACGAUAAGGGUGCACGCCCCUUGGAUCAAGCACGCCAUCAUCGCGGGGGACCACUUCCAUGUCAUACCAAACAUCGACGACGUCGUGUUGGGCGGCACCGCGGACGUGGACGAGACUUCGCUCAUUCCGGACAGGGACAUCGCCAGUAAAAUCUGGAAUGGCUGCCUGGAACUUGCCCCGAGUCUCAAGAAUGCCAAGGUGAUCGGGCACUUCGUGGGCCUUCGUCCCGGAAGGAAUCCUGUGAGGAUCGAGAGGGAGGAUUUCACCUCCAAACAUGGUGUUGCAAAGGUUCCCGUCAUUCACAAUUACGGCCACGGAGGCUCGGGAAUCACCGUUGCCUGGGGAUGCGCAGGCGACGUCGUUCGCCUGGUGCACGACUCCAUCAGCGAGCGUUCAUCGGACUGGCGCAAGACAGGAGCCAAUUUGUGAUCUGCCGGCCAUCCAAGACUGUGAACCAUGACGAGAGGCGGUUUUGUG
Rhipicephalus sanguineus (brown dog tick) is the source of this 1089-nucleotide messenger RNA. Its product is annotated as D-amino-acid oxidase-like. The coding region runs from base 1 to 1041 and encodes 346 amino acids. Gene Ontology annotation, molecular function: D-amino-acid oxidase activity; FAD binding. The record is from RefSeq and is a predicted model, not a curated record. The transcript is spliced from 10 exons. Lineage: Eukaryota; Metazoa; Arthropoda; Arachnida; Ixodida; Ixodidae.